Malus domestica (apple) is the source of this 2824-nucleotide messenger RNA. RefSeq names its product LRR receptor-like serine/threonine-protein kinase IOS1. Gene Ontology annotation, molecular function: protein kinase activity; ATP binding; protein binding. The record is from RefSeq and is a predicted model, not a curated record. NCBI's taxonomy places the organism in Eukaryota, Viridiplantae, Streptophyta, Magnoliopsida, Rosales, Rosaceae. Gene Ontology annotation, biological process: protein phosphorylation.
CAUGCUUGAAGCUCAACUUAGAGAGAAAUGGGAAUGUUGAAAAACCUUCGAUUUGUAUUCCUUUGUUGUUUUUCUCUUAUACUUCUAGUUCAUGCACAAGAUGAUCAAUCAGGUUUCAUCAGCUUGGACUGUGGACAGCCAUCAAAUUCUAGCUACUCCGAGUCAACAACCGGCAUUGACUACAUUUCAGAUGCAGCCUUCAUAAGCACUGGUGUGAGCAAAAGCGUCGCACCUGCAUACAAAGCUACUCAUCAGCUACAGGCAGCUUAUGUCAGGAGCUUUCCUCGGGGGGUCAAGAACUGUUACAAAGUAAACAUCACAAAGAACACCAAGUAUUUAAUCCGAGCUGCUUUCCUGUAUGGUAAUUAUGACGGCCUAAACAAGCUGCCAAAGUUUGAUCUUGUCAUCGGAGCUAGUUACUGGGAUUCAGUGGCAUUUAUUGAUGCAUCUUUAAGUACCAUCAAAGAAGUUGUUCACAUUCCCACGUUAGACUACAUAAAUGUGUGUUUACUCAACAAGGGAACCGGAGCACCAUUCAUUUCAUCAUUGGAAUUAAGGCCUUUGAAAAACACUACUUAUCUGACUCCAACGGGUUCAUUGGCACUCUCCUUUCGAUUAGAUGUCGGUUCAACAGUUAAUCAAACAUACAGGUAUCCCUAUGAUGCUUUGGAUCGGAUUUGGCAACCCUUCAACUUCAAUAAGUGGACGCAGUUAGCUACCUCGCUUACCGUUGAUGCUCAAAGUCACAAUGAUUACCAUGUACCAUCUUUCGUAAUGAGAUCUGCCAGCACGCCUCUAGAUCCUAGUGAUACGAUGGACUUCAAUUGGAAUGCCCCGGAUACAAGUACUCAAUACUAUAUCUUCAUUCACUUUGCUGAAUUCCAGCUGCUUAAAGCCAACCAGUCCAGAUCAUUCAAUAUCACGUUAAAUGGAGAUCAUUGGUUUGGACCUUUUGCCCCGGCUUAUUUAUCCACAAUCACUGUGUUUAGCCCCUCAGCCUUAACCGGAGGCAAUUAUAGUUUCUCACUUGUUCAAACGGAGAAUUCAACUCUCCCACCAAUUCUCAACGCCAUGGAGGUCUACACAUUGAUAGAUUUAUCACAAUCUGAAACCGACACAGAUGAUGCGUCUGCCAUCACAAACAUAAAGUCAACAUAUGGAGUGGACAAAGAUUGGCAAGGAGACCCGUGUACUCCUGAAGGCUACAUGUGGGAAGGUCUAAAUUGUACCUUCAACGGUUCCCCCAGAAUUAUAUCCUUGGAGCUGUCCUCGAGUGGAUUGACCGGGGAGAUAACUUCAUAUAUAUUUGACCUCGCCAUGUUACAAUCUUUGGAUUUAUCAAACAACAGCUUAACUGGAUCAAUACCUGAAUUUCUGUCUAAAAUGCCAAACCUGAAAGUCCUUAAUUUAGGAAGAAACAAGCUCAACGGUUCAGUUCCAGCCGACCUCAUUGAAAGAUCGAAAAGUGGUUCGCUAUCAUUGAGUGUUGGAGAAAAUGCAGGCCUAUGUGCAGAAAAUUCAUGCAAAAAGGAGGAGACAGAGAAAAAGAAGAACAUAAUUGUUCCAAUAGGAGCAGCAAUUGGUGGAUUUUUUAUUCUUGUGGUACUUGUAGUGGCUAUAUUGAUGUGGCUAAAAAGAGGAAGGAAACAACAAGUUGUAACAGCAGUUUCACAUCAACCCAACAAUCAAGUUGAUUCAUUCGAGUCCAAAAAACGACAGUUUACAUACUUGGACGUCCUGCAGAUUACAAACAACUUUCAGACAAUUAUUGGCAGAGGUGGAUUCGGAAAAGUUUACCAUGGUUUAGUCGAUGAUACUCAAGUAGCUGUAAAGAUGCUUUCUCCAACAUCAGGUCAAGGAUACCAACAGUUUCAAGCAGAGGUCAAACUUCUAAUCAGAGUUCAUCACAGAAACUUGACAAGUCUUGUGGGAUACUGCAACGAAGGAACCAACAUGGCGCUCAUCUAUGAAUUUAUGGCCAAUGGAAAUUUGGACUCGCAUCUUCUAGGUGAGAAUAAUAAUGCAAAUGUUUUGACUUGGGAAGGUAGACUCCAAAUAGCAACUGCAGCACAAGGAUUGGAGUACCUUCACAACGGUUGCAAGCCACCCAUAGUCCACAGAGAUGUGAAGACAACAAAUAUUUUGCUAGCCGAAAAUUUCCAAGCAAAAUUAGCUGAUUUUGGUCUGUCCAGAAUUUUCCCAACUGAUGGACGCACUCAUAUGUCUACUGCUGUAGCUGGAACUCCGGGAUACCUUGAUCCCGAGUACCACACAACAGGUUGGCUCAAUGAGAAGAGUGAUGUUUAUAGCUUUGGAGUUGUUCUGUUGGAGAUCAUCACUGGCCGCCCUGCGAUAUCAAGAACACAGGAGAAGGUUCAUGUAAGUCAAUGGGUUAGCUCCAUGCUUGCUAUGGGGGAUAUCAAAACUAUUCUAGAUCCGAGAUUACGUGGAGAUUACGAAAUCAACUCUGCCUGGAAGGCUGUUGAACUAGCAAUGAAUUGUGUGUCAGAUACAUCCAACAAAAGGGCAAACAUGAGUGAGGUAGUGAGAGGGCUUAAGGAUUGUUUGGAAGCUGAGUUGGCUCGAACGAACGUCAACCGUGUGACUGAAUCAACAGAUUCAGUUAUUUACUCUAUGAAUGUGACUACGGAACUUAGUCCUUUGGCAAGGUAGUUCUUUGUUCAGAAGAUGAAUUUUCCAAUGCUUUGUAUUUCAAUCUUUUUUAGUUUAUCUUGUAUUGAAGCUUGCAACUACUUAAUUGUAAAAAAAUCAAUUACCAGAGUUCGUAUUGGUAACAUGAUAUAAAAUCAUGAAUUGGCUAUCA